Molecule: messenger RNA, 1512 nt
Organism: Rhizopus microsporus ATCC 52813
Lineage: Eukaryota; Fungi; Mucoromycota; Mucoromycetes; Mucorales; Rhizopodaceae
Product: putative MFS transporter
Exons: 8
Coding region: 1-1512 (503 amino acids)
Biological process (GO): transmembrane transport
Molecular function (GO): transmembrane transporter activity
Source: RefSeq, a predicted model, not a curated record
AUGGCACGCACUGUAGACCAUACUGAUUCAUCUGUAACACUACAGGAAACAAAUCAUAGCGAUACGACAGCAACAUAUGAGCCAGUAUACUCUGUGUUUACGAAAAAUGCUAAAGUAGCCAUAACAGCUACCGUAUCAUUAUCAGCAUUUUUUUCUCCAUUUUCUACCAACAUUUAUUUUCCUGCUUUGCAUAUCAUACAGAGAGAUCUGCACACAACAGAACAGCUGAUCAGUUUGACCGUGACGAUGUACAUGAUACUCCAAGGCAUAUCACCCUCCUUUUGGGGCGCCAUGGCCGAUACCUGGGGAAGACGACCAGUUUAUAUAGCAACUUUUUUAGUCUAUUCUUUGGCAUCCGCUGGUGCGGGCUGUGCCCAGAAUUACCCAGGAUUACUCAUCAUGCGCAUGCUUCAAGCAGUAGGCUCCAGCUCGGCUAUUGCAGUUGGAGCCGGUACGAUUGGUGAUAUAUCUACACCUGCAGAAAGAGGAGGGUAUAUGGGUGUCUAUUCUAUGCUCACUCAGCUUGGACCACUGUUGGGCCCUUUCCUUGGUGGAUUGAUCAGUCAAACGUUAGGAUGGAGAUGGAUAUUCUGGAUUUUAGCUAUCAUGUCUAUUCUCCUAUGGUUUGUCCUAGUUAUCUUUCUACCCGAGACAUUGAGAUCACUCGUCGGCGAUGGUUCGGGAUAUGCAAAUCCCACCCUUCUACAAUACUGGAGAAGAUCAUUUAGAAAGCAAGAACAUGACGGACUGAGCACGACUUCUCGAUUUGAUUCAGCCACAAAAAAUCGAUUUCCUAACGUAUUCCAGUCAUUGACCUAUCUGAAAGAAAAAGACAUUGCCGUAUUACUCUUUUACAAUGCAUUACAAUAUAGUGCAAUCUACAGUAUGCUCACGAGUUUAACCAAGCUCUUUACAGAAACAUAUCAAUUAAAUACACUUCAGAUCGGCUUGUGUUAUUUAUCUAGUGGCUUUGGCUCAUCUUUAGGUUCAUUUAGUUCUGGAAGAUUACUGAACUGGCAGUUUAGUAGAUAUUCCAGAUCAUACUUAUCUACCAAAGGUGAAGGAUCGAGGAAAAACCUUGAUCCUGAGUUUCCUAUCGAGGCUGCCCGCCUUAAUCUAACCUGGAUCUGGGGUGUCGCCUUUAGCUUAUUUACAUCAGCCUAUGGAUGGUGUUUACAGCUCAAAGUGAAUAUUGCAGUACCACUUACCAUGACAUUCUUUAUGGCAUACACUUCGUCUUCUACAUUUUGUGCCAUCAAUACACUUUUAGUGGAUUUGUUUCCAAACAACUCAGCAGCAAUUAUAGCUUCAAAUAACUUUACACGAUGUAUUCUAGGUGCCCUUGCAGUAUUUUGCGUCAAUCCAGGAGUUGAAUUCAUGGGCAUAGGGUGGUUCUUCACUACCGUGUCCCUCAUUGUAUUUGUAUCAAGAGCAAUUCUUAUUGUGGAACUAAAGUAUGGUCCAAAAUGGAGAUUACAGCGAACCGAACGCAGUAUGGUCUUACUCUCCUAA